Seriola aureovittata is the source of this 4128-nucleotide messenger RNA. RefSeq names its product fer (fps/fes related) tyrosine kinase (gene fer). Gene Ontology annotation, molecular function: ATP binding; non-membrane spanning protein tyrosine kinase activity. The transcript is spliced from 20 exons. The coding region runs from base 271 to 2751 and encodes 826 amino acids. The record is from RefSeq and is a predicted model, not a curated record. Gene Ontology annotation, biological process: regulation of mast cell degranulation; chemotaxis; peptidyl-tyrosine phosphorylation. NCBI's taxonomy places the organism in Eukaryota, Metazoa, Chordata, Actinopteri, Carangiformes, Carangidae.
UAGCCGCUUAGCUCUGUGGCCGGACAACAGGAGGGGAAGCCGGGGGAGCGGAGCAGAAAAACACGGACAACAGUAGGAGAUGUUCCCGGCGGAGGACGGCAGAGGAGCGCGGUGACCGGACAGCGAGUCUGCCGUUGGAAAAAGCCGCUUCCUGACAACCAUGCACUCAUUACCUGCUCGCCCUCGCCGUUAGUGUGUGUGUGUGUGUGUGUGUGUGAGUGUGUGUGAGUGUGAGUGUGAGUGUGAGUGAGAGAGCGCUUGUAAUCCAGGAUGGGGUUUGGUCGUGAUCUGAGGAAUUCCCAUGAGGGAUUACUGAAGCUGCAGGACUGGGAGUUAAAGCUGCUGGAGACAGUGAAGCGGUUCAUGACGCUACGGGUGAAGAGUGAUAAGGAGUACUCUGCUCUGCUGCUCAGCAUGACUCAGCAAACUGAGAAACAGGAAGCUGCUGAUUACAUCAGCACCGUCAGCAAGUCCUGGUCUCAGGUGAUCCGUCAGACAGAGGCAUUGGGUCGAGUGAUGAGGAGUCACGCUGACGACUUGAACUCUGGUCCUCUUCACCGCCUUGCCACGUUGAUUCGAGACAAGCAGCAGGUGAAGAAGAGCUACCAGAGUCUUCAUCAGCAGCUGGAGAGCCACAACCACAAGGUAACCAGGAGUGACCUGGAGAAGCUGAAGGCGACGUAUCGUCAGUUGAGCCGUGACGCAAACAACGCCAAAGAGAAAUACAGAGAGGCGCUGGCCAAAGGUCGGGAGGCAGAGCGUGCCCGUGAGCGUUACGACAAAGCGACAGCGAAGCUCCACAACCUUCACAACCAGUACGUGUUGGCGGUGUGCGGCGCUCAAACGCAGCAGGACGAACACAGACGCCGUGCCGCGCCCGCUCUGCUCGACGCCCUGCAGAGGAUGCAAGAGGACAUGACACUUGCACUUAGGAGUAUUCUGGAGGAGUACUGUGACAUCAGCAGUCUGCUGACGGAGGAGAUCGUGAAGGUUCAUCAGGAAAUUUCAGCAGCUGUUCAGCAGAUCGAUCCUCUGGCCGAGUACCAACACUUCAUCGACGCCUACAGGUCUCCGGAGACCCCAGAGCCAAGCGUGGAGUUCGACACAUCUCUAUUGGAGGAGACGGACAACCUGCCGGCCAAUGAGAUCCUCUGGAACACGCUGACGGCUGACAGCCUGCAGGCCAUGUUGUCAUCGGCAACAGAAGAGCUGACGCUGACUCAGCAGAAUCUGAGGACGAAGGAGGCGCUGGCCGAUGACCUGGACACCAAGAUCCAAACGAGUCAGCAGAGCGCUGAGAGGAGGAGCGACUGCGUCCUGCUGCUUAGUCAGAAACUCUCUCUGCUCGAGCUUCGUCACGCUGUCCAAUCACUGCGUGGCUCUGAGGCCCGUCUCGCCUCCCAGAAGGCCCUGCUGGAUGCCAAGAUGGCUGCCGCCACCACCUCCCCUCCCCCACCACCGCCUCCCCCAGCGCUGCCUUACGAGGACGAUGCCCGCUCCGUCGGCUCCACGGAUAAGACGAAGGAGAAGAGCUCUCGCUUCGACACGCUGCGACAUUCUCUGGCUGGGAUGAUCCGUUCUCCUAAAGCCAUGCUGGGCUCCUCCACCUCGCAGUUCUUCGAUGUGAUCCCGACAUCAGAGCGCCCCCUGGCGGAGCAGGAGUGGUAUCAUGGCGCCAUCCCCCGCACCGAGGCUCAGGAGUUACUACGGCAACAGGGAGACUUUCUGGUGAGGGAGAGUCAUGGUAAACCGGGCGAGUACGUCCUGUCUGUGUUUUCUGAUGAACAGAGACGACACUUCAUCAUCCAGUUCGCCGACAGUCAGUACCGUUUUGAAGGGACCGGCUUCUCGACCAUCCCUCAGCUCAUCGAGCAUCAUUUCUCCACCAAACAAGUCAUCACCAAGAAGUCUGGAGUCGUUCUGCUCAACCCCGUUGUCAAGGACAAGAAGUGGAUCCUGAACCAUGAGGACGUGGUCCUGGGAGACCUGCUGGGAAAGGGUAACUUUGGUGAGGUGUUUAAAGGAACACUGCAGCGCGACAAAACGCCGGUCGCCGUCAAAACGUGUAAAGAAGAUUUACCUCCAGAGUUGAAGAUCCGCUUCCUGUCUGAGGCCAGGAUCCUGAAACAGUACGACCACCCAAACAUCGUGAAGCUGAUUGGCGUUUGUACGCAGAGACAGCCGAUCUACAUCGUCAUGGAGCUUGUUCCUGGUGGAGACUUCCUGUCCUUUCUGAGGAAGAAGAAGGAUGAGCUGAAGACAAAGCAGCUGGUUCGCUUCGCCGUCGAUGCUGCUGCUGGGAUGGCGUACCUGGAAAGCAAGAACUGCAUCCACAGGGACCUGGCAGCGAGGAACUGUCUGGUGGGGGAAGGCAGUGUGUUGAAGAUCAGUGACUUUGGGAUGAGUCGUCAGGAGGAUGAUGGAGUUUACUCUUCAUCUGGACUCAAACAGAUUCCCAUCAAAUGGACCGCACCUGAGGCCCUCAACUAUGGUCGUUACAGUUCAGAGAGUGACGUGUGGAGUUAUGGGAUCCUGCUUUGGGAAACCUUCAGUCUGGGGGUGUGUCCUUACCCUGGGAUGACCAAUCAGCAGGCCCGAGAGCAGGUGGAGAAAGGUUACAGAAUGGCGUGCCCACAGCGUUGCCCUGAUGACGUGUACAAAGUGAUGCAGCGCUGCUGGCACUACAACCCAGAGGACCGACCCAAGUUCUUUGAGCUGCAGCGAGACCUCGCAGCCAUCAAAAAGAAGUGAUGACAUCAUCAUGUACUCAGCAGCAGAGCGUCAUCAGCGAAGACAAGUCACUUUUUUUUUCAACAAGUAGGCUUGGCCGGUGGGUGGGCGUGGUCAGCAGGCAGAAGUGGUUCAGAAACACAUUGUCUUUUCAGACAAAAAAAAAAAAAAAAAGUUUAUUGGAAACACUAAGACAAACACAACAGCGUGAUGAACCUGUUAGCAUGUACAAUCUGAAGCAUGACAUCACAAUUCAGCCAUUAUCGAUUUUACGAUCAAGGUAGAAACAUCUUUACGUUGCGUCUGAAAAAAUGGAGCAAAUGGACCUAUUAGCUUAGCAUCAGAUAUUGUGUGAUCACAUGAAUUCUGUUUGAAUCUACGUUAUUCCUGAUCAAUGUUAAUUGUUACAUAUCGAUUAACAGACAAAGAAGGAACUGACGACAAGUCGUUAGCAUGAGAUAAACUCCAGACACUAAUCUCUGACUAAAACACUCACACACUCACACCUGACAGGUGUUUCAACGUUUACGUUAAAAACUUUGAGACAAACAUCUGAAAAAAAAACAAAAAAUUCAUUUUUCAUGUCUCCAACAUGUAACAUGAAACACUAAAUAAGCUCAAAAUGUCAAGAGACUAAAACAGGUGACAGUCAGACGUUAAGCCACACCCCCAUCACUACAGUUACCAGGGCAACAGAUUGAACACUAAACAUUAUUCCACUGCUGAGGACCAAUAAGCUGUCAGCACAAACAUAAACUGUUAAUUUGUUUCUGUUUUUAUUUAUUAUGUUUUUACUCAUUUUAUUUCUUUUUGUGUUUGUUUGAAAAAGUUAAUUUACAAACUGUUUUGGAAGGAAAGUGGACCUUUAUUCUGAAAAACGAGCUGUCAGUCAUCACACAGACCACGCCCGCCCAACUCUUUUUUUUUUCUCUGUUUUUUAAAGUGUGAUUCCAGGAAAUGUUUCUGACUUAUCAGUGGUCUGGUUGUUGUCACGUAAAAAAAAAAGUCAACAGUAUUAAAAAAAAAAAAAAAAAAAAGUCUUAUUUUGAAAAUUGAAAAGCAGGAAGAGAAUAAAUGUAGCUUUUAAUUCGUCAAAAUUUAAAAAUGUUAUAUUUAUUUUAAUUAACUACAAAUAAGAAACAGUUCUUAUUGUAAAUCAAUCGAGAGUACUGAUUGGUCAACAUCACUUCCUGGAAUGAGUCUAAAUGAUAAUGAUGUCAGAGCUACUUACUGUUACUGUAAAUAAAGAUGUUUUUACAGUUUUUUUUUUUGUUAAAUCAUCUUUGAGUUUUUCAUUUUUUCUUUUCACUAAUUGCGUUUGUCUUUUUUAUUUGUUUAAGCUCUUUAUAAAAAUAUUAUCGUAGCAUUUAUUAUGAAAAUAAAACAACUAUGAACACA